Messenger RNA from Magallana angulata, 1837 nucleotides. RefSeq lists its product as uncharacterized. The transcript is spliced from 4 exons. Bases 337 to 1614 code for a protein of 425 amino acids. Lineage: Eukaryota; Metazoa; Mollusca; Bivalvia; Ostreida; Ostreidae. The record is from RefSeq and is a predicted model, not a curated record.
UAUAAGGACCUAGUUUUCUUUUCCUUUUCGAACCAUCCAUGUUUAUUUUCCGUGUACAGUUUAUAAGUCUUAUCUUCGUUAUGAUCAGGUUUCUGAAAAGCUUGGAGGAAAUUUUCGGGAGGGUGAAAAUGGGGGCCACAGAUAAUGCGGAGGGGUUUUGUUAUUGUUUUAUCGGCAGAGAAACCUGUGAGCGCCCCGUCAUCCACAGCAUGGGUCAGCGUGUUAUUUGAUACAUGCACUGUCCAGCAUGCGCACUUCGUUAUCAGUUCAAAUGAACGCCCGACUGUUCCUCAGUUUUUACUUGUAACUCAUUAACUUACAUGUAACUCGGAUAAAAUGUUUGCGUGUAUAUUCUUCAACGAAGAUGCCAGUCUUAGUGUUGUUGGGAAAAACAACAAGAGUUUAAAACUUGUAAGUGACGACUGGGAACCACGAGGAAAGGUUGAAAUGUACUGGCCAGGAAAAGUCGCGGGACAACGAUCCCUUUAUCAUGGAACCAUAAUCAAAGUUGGGGACGAAGAAAAUUUGAACAAAUUUGCAACACUUGCUUAUUCAAAAAUCUUGAAAAAGCAGAAGGGGCUAAAUGAUGUUCCAGAGGAGCUGUUUUCUUUUGAAAUGAGUUCAGACGAAAGUUUCGAAAAAAGACAUAGGUGUAAAACUAAAAAGAUGCAGGAGUCAGAGGAGCAAGAGGACACGCUGAGUCCCAAAAAGAAGAAGAAGAAAGAUGAUGGAAAAAAGGAAGGUUCCAAGGAAAACAAAGAUGAAGAGAAGGAAAAGAAGAAGGAAAAUUCAUCAAAAAAACAGCCAGAAAAACAAAAAAAAGUGUCCAAAAAACUGGAAGCUCUGCCUGAAGGAUUAAGGACCUUGAAGAACAAAUAUUGCAGCGAUCUCUUUGGUCAAUUUUCUACAUCUGUCCCAGCAACCUUGCCAGAAACUGACGGCAUAUUUUCUGUCUCCAACUUUAACUUGAUUGACCCAGAGAGUACCCUUUCAGAGCCAGCCUUACCAGUGUUAAAGCCCACUGCAUCCAAGACACCUGUUGACCCAAAGAGUACCAAUUCAGAGCCUGCCUUACCAGUGUUAAAGCCCACUGCAUCCAAGACACCUGUUGACCCAGAGAGUACCCCUUCAGAGCUGGCCUUACCAGUGUUAAAGCCCACUGCAUCCAAGACAUCUGUUGAAAAAAGGUCCGUACCAUUGUCAACAUCUGCAUCAUCUCUAACCAUGACAGAUACAUGGGAGGUCUGCAUGAAUGCAGUUAAUGCAACAGCUACAUCAGACCAUGAAUCAAUGCAGUCACUAACGAGGCCUAACAUCUCAGCUUUUUCUCAAGUGCCUAUUCCAUCUGGUGAGGUACUGCAGGUCCUGGAGGGACUAAUGAAACCAGAAGUCCAGCUUUACAUUAGAGACUUAGUCCACUUUGUAAAGCAAAAUAAACCACAGAACUCAUUUGAGAACACCAGUGGUGACCAGCAGAGUUGGGAGCAGACUGGACAUCACCAUGACUUCACCGCACCUUACAGACAAAUUGAGUCUCAUUACAGCAAUCCUGGGGUAUCACUUGUUACUAAUUUUUAUUAUUGGGGUUCUUAUGAGUAUCCUUGGGGUUCCUAGGGGUAUCCUUUGGAUACUUGGAGGUGACCCUUGGAUUCCAGUGAGAUCCCUUCGGUAUUAAUAGCUAUUAAUUUCUAUCAUUGGGGGUACCUUGGGGUGAGCCUUGGAUUUGAAUGAGACCCCUGGAUUUUCAGUGGUUAAUAAUUUCUAUCAUUGGGGUUCGUAGGGGUAUCCUAGGGUUUCCUUGGGGUGUCCUUGGGGUACUAAGAGGUGAUCCGUGAAC